AUGAGCACACACAGAGAGAGAGAAAAGCAUAAGGAAAGGGCGAAAAAUGGAGCGCUUCUUCUCGGCAUGAUUUUGCUGGAAAGAGGGUACAAAGACGCUUUGCUCUCGCAUCGCGGCUGCGACAGUAAUCUGAGCUGCUCUCUUUUGUGUUUGGUUGUUCUCGCACCGAAACGCAUCGCGUCCUUCAUGCAGUUCCUGUUCUCUCCCUCUUGUCUGAACGACCCGGCAAAGAGCUACAGCGUGGUCUUCUACAACACCGAGGCCGACGCCGUACCCGGAAACCCCUCCCCGGUCACCUGCGCCGCGCUCUCCGUCGCCGCCACCAAGCUCACCUGCACCAUCAUCGCCGUCAAUGGCGUCAUGGGCAUGUACCGCUUCCUUGUGAAGGACACCACCAGUGACGCGCUGCUGCUCGGCUCCACGUCGCUCAGCUCCAUCGCAGUGAACCCGCCGCUGCCCGCGGUCACCGGUGCCAGCGGCGAGUGCGCGACGAGCAGUGCGGCGUGCAUCAGCGGUGCGACGCUCACCAUCAAAGGCACGAACUUCAACCACCGCGACGCCCUCUACCAGCACUUCUCCGUCGGCGUCACGAAGGCGCAGCGCAGCGCCAUCCGCCUCGCACCCACCGCCGUCAGCGAGACCGACGUCACCGCCACCCUCACCGUCGCCGACGGCACGCCGGCCGGGAGCUACCCGGUGUUUGUGGAGGUGCAGGUGUGCAUGAUGCAGAUGAUGUCGCCACUGCGCUACGUGGGCAACCUGGUGCUGAACUCCGGCUCAGCUUCAGGGUUUAAUCGCGAUGCAACAAACACUACUGAAAUUCCCAACGUGCCGGUGGGAGUUAAUGGCAGUGGUGCGGAAGAAUCUGCCUGA
This is a messenger RNA of Leishmania braziliensis MHOM/BR/75/M2904, 873 nucleotides long. RefSeq lists its product as hypothetical. The transcript has a single exon. NCBI's taxonomy places the organism in Eukaryota, Euglenozoa, Kinetoplastea, Trypanosomatida, Trypanosomatidae. The record is from RefSeq and is a predicted model, not a curated record. The coding region runs from base 1 to 873 and encodes 290 amino acids.